AUGUCUGACAAGCCCGUCAAGAACGCCUCUGGGCGCUACGACAACGUCGACUUCAGCAAGGCGGUUGGCUACAAGUACCCGGUCAUCAAGUGCAGCUACAACCGCCGCGAUGUCCUGCUCUUUGCCAACGCCAUUGGCGUCCAGGCCGACGAGCUGCACUUUUUGUACGAGCUGCAUCCCAAGUUCGCCGCGUUCCCGACGUUCCCCAUCAACUUGGGCUUCAAGCAGACCGACCAGGACGUCUUUGACUUUGUCAAGAAGAUGAUCUCCGCGGACGUCCCUGGCGUGCCGCCCUUUGACGUCCAGAACUCGGUCGACGGCGAGCGCGGCAUCGAGAUUGUGCGCCCGCUGCCCGUGAGCUCCGACGGCCUGGACCUCGAGAUCCACCAAACGGUCCUCGGCGUCUACGACAAGGGCGGCAACAUGAUUGCCGACAACGAGUACACGCUGCUCGACGCCAAGACGGGGACCGUGUACGUCAAGAUGACGUCCAUGGCCUUUGGCAUCAAGCAGGGCGGCUACGGCGGCCCCCGCGGCCCGGCCAAGGUCCCCGUGACCAUGCCCCAGAACCGCGGACCCGACGCCGUCGCGCGCUUCCAGACCACCAAGGAGACGGCCCUGCUCUACCGCCUCUGCGGCGACUACAACCCGCUGCACGCCGACGACGCGUUUGGCCGCGGCGGCGGCUUCAAGGGCGCCAUCAUGCAGGGCCUCGGCACGUGGAACAUUGCCGCGCACGGCGUGCUGCGCGCGCUGGGCAACUCGGACCCGGCGCGCUUCAAGUCGUUUGGCGCCCGCUUCAAGAGCGUCGUCUACCCGGGCGACCAGCUGGAGACGCGCAUGUGGGUGGUGGGCAGCGAGGGCGGCUACGACAACAUUGCCUUUGAGACGGUCGUUGUCGAGGACGGCCGCGUGGCUCUGUCCAACGGCUACGCCAAGAUCAAGCAGGAGAAGAGCCGGCUGUAA
Sporothrix brasiliensis 5110 is the source of this 966-nucleotide messenger RNA. RefSeq names its product peroxisomal dehydratase. Gene Ontology annotation, cellular component: peroxisome. Bases 1 to 966 code for a protein of 321 amino acids. NCBI's taxonomy places the organism in Eukaryota, Fungi, Ascomycota, Sordariomycetes, Ophiostomatales, Ophiostomataceae. The record is from RefSeq and is a predicted model, not a curated record. The transcript has a single exon.